This is a messenger RNA of Mytilus trossulus (common blue mussel), 1713 nucleotides long. RefSeq names its product RING finger protein 207-like. Lineage: Eukaryota; Metazoa; Mollusca; Bivalvia; Mytilida; Mytilidae. Bases 95 to 1198 code for a protein of 367 amino acids. Gene Ontology annotation, molecular function: zinc ion binding. The record is from RefSeq and is a predicted model, not a curated record. The transcript is spliced from 2 exons.
AUUUGAUAUCACGAUGUUAAGGAAGGUCUGCCAUUUUAACAAAUUACAGCGAUAAAGAAGACUUAGUAUAACUUUAGAGUGUUGAAGUAUCGAUAUGGCUACUAGGACAGACACAACUUGUGAUAUUUGUCAAUGUAGGCAUACAUCUAAGGCGGCUGAAAUAUACUGUUCUCUGUGUGAAGAAGCACUGUGUAGUGAUUGUAAAGAUCAUCACAAACUGUCAAAGGCAACAAAAACUCACCAAGUUAUCUUGAUAGACGAUUUUAACAAGUUGCCUCCCUUAAUUAGAGAGAUCAAACAACACUGUGACAAACAUGGUGACAGGUUUGAUUUUUUCUGUCCAAAACAUAACGAGUUGUGCUGCAAAAGAUGCAUUACUACAACUCAUAGGGAGUGUAAAGGAUCAAAAGUUAUAGAAGAUUUUGUUGAAUUUUCGAAAUCUUCCGCGGCCAUUAACGAAUACGAACAGACUUUGAAAGAUGUUGAAGAGAAUAUUCAAAUUGCGAUUGAUGAUCGAAAAAUUAAUCUUGAGGAAUUCGAUAAACAGACACAGUCCAUCAGAAAGCAAAUACAAGAUAAAAGAACCGAAACCAACAAGCACUUAGACAACCUUGAAACAACAAUAAUAAAUGAACUUUCAUCGCUUGUAAAUGAAAAGAAAAAGAACAUAAAAUUAGUUCUGGAACAAUUAGAAGAAAUAAAGAACAAAAACAUACAACUUAGAACCAAUGUAGAAGCAAUGAAAAAGUACGGAUCAAAUAUACAAGUGUUUAUGGGAACAACAAAACUUCAACAACGCGUUUCAAGUCAAGAGAGAUUUGUUCGAUCAUUGCAAAACGACGGGAGUUUUCGUGUUGUUUACCUUGAAUGUUCUAUUAGUGAAAAGUUAAAUAGUAUCUUGACAGGAAUUGAAACAUUCGGUACGGUUACAUCAAAAUCAUCUGAAUCACGAGUUCGAUUUAGUUGGCAAUGUGACAAAUCAGCUCAGAUAUUGACAAAACCAACACAUCUGAAAAGCAUUGACAAUAUAAACACUAAACUAAUAUGUAAGAUAGAUGUAGAUACUUAUGAAACUAUAACUUCAUGUUUUGUGGGUAAAUGUCUUUUGUUUUCAACUUGUGACUUAUCUGAACCAAUCGGCAAUAUAUUGCGAUAUGACAGAGAAGGGAAACAUCUGAAAGAGAUACAGCUGGCGUAAUCGUUAGCGUUUGAUAUCGUGUUUAUUGAUUCGGAUACCGUUGCUGUAACGGGUGGUGGUUCGCAUUACAAUGUUUACAUUGUUGAUGUAGCUACAUUGCAAAUGAAAAAAGUAAUAGAUAUUGGAGAAUACAACUGGUUAUAUGGAGCAACCUAUAAGAAUGAAUCCAUUAUCGGUUGCAUGGGUGACGACUCAAUAAAGAUGUUUAAGAUUGCCAACAACAAAGACGUAAUAUUAUCACAUUUUCCUCUCAAAACCAAAAACACAGAUAGCACUUAUCUUGCCUCAGAUGACAAUUAUUUCUAUCAUUCUGAUGACGUAGAUGGGACUGUCACAUGUUAUGGUCUGAAAGGAAACAUAAUAUGGUCAUUCAAAGAUAUUGCUCUAAAGGAACCCCGCAGUGUCUGUUUAGAUUCUGAUUCAAACGUUUAUGUAGCAGGGAGUGGUUCAAACAAUGUAGUAGUCAUUUCAUCAGAUGGAUUGCAAUCUAAACAAUUACUUGGAUAAGACGAUGG